AGCAUGCUGCCCACAUCUUGUUAUACAAAUGCAGCGUCAUUUCAAGACAAUGAAGAUUUGGUCAACUCUUUGCUGAGCUGCCCGGAAUAUCUGCGCAACGGCAAUCCUUUGGCAACUGGUGCCGUCGGCGCGCUUACCAUGGAUGGACUCGCUUGCAAUAACUUUCCCAGCACCUUCUAUUAUCAGGGCAUGGAUAAUUUUUUAGCGUUGCACAACAAUAUCUGGACAUUGCCCAUAUCAUUUCUGCAUAAUGCACAUCGACCUGAAAAACCGCCCUUCUCCUAUAUAGCGCUGAUUGCCAUGGCCAUAAGCAGUGCGCCCAAUCAGAGAUUAACGCUCAGCGGCAUCUACAAAUUCAUAAUGGAUAAAUUCCCCUACUAUCGUGAGAAUAAGCAAGGCUGGCAGAACUCCAUUAGACACAAUCUGUCGCUCAACGACUGCUUUGUCAAGGUGCCGCGUGAUAAGAAUACCAUAGAUGAUAAUGAUAGCGCCGGCAAAGGCAGCUACUGGAUGCUGGACGCCUCCGCCACGGAUAUGUUUGAGCAAGGCAACUACCGACGGCGACGCACACGGCGUAGACACUGCGCCAGCAGCAGUCGCUAUGAGCGAGACGCUAGCAAGGAGGCCAAUGGUAGUAACGACGGCUCAAGUGGAGAGUAUCAAACACGCAGCGACUCAUUGCCCGACUUUGAUAUAUUCUGCAGCGAGAACGGAGCACAACCGCGCCCCAAUUAUUCAGAUCGCAUAACAGAGCUGCAUCGACAGUAUCUAUCAGUAUCCUUUGGCUUCAACAAUUUGUUCAACAAUCAGACGCGCAGCAACGCCGCUCAACGUUUACCCAGCAGCAGUGAAUGCAAAGAACGCUCUGUCGACAGUCCUUGCUCAAGCCAAACCGCCCAAAGUGCUGCUGAUAACGCCUUGCCUGAAUCACAUUCCCCUAGCGCAUUUACACCGCCACACAAUCGCACAACGGAUGCAGUACCAAGUUUACAUGAUGGAUUCAAGGGCCUUCAGCACUUACUGGGCGGCGACACGCCCACGGCAUCCACGUCAAACAAUCGUUCAAAGACCACGCUAUUUACAAUUGAGAACAUAAUUGGCAAACAGUGA
Drosophila busckii is the source of this 1110-nucleotide messenger RNA. RefSeq names its product fork head domain-containing protein FD2 (gene FoxL1). Gene Ontology annotation, biological process: cell differentiation; anatomical structure morphogenesis; regulation of transcription by RNA polymerase II. Bases 4 to 1110 code for a protein of 368 amino acids. The transcript has 3 exons. The record is from RefSeq and is a predicted model, not a curated record. NCBI's taxonomy places the organism in Eukaryota, Metazoa, Arthropoda, Insecta, Diptera, Drosophilidae. Gene Ontology annotation, molecular function: RNA polymerase II cis-regulatory region sequence-specific DNA binding; DNA-binding transcription factor activity, RNA polymerase II-specific.